Molecule: messenger RNA, 321 nt
Organism: Vicia villosa (hairy vetch)
Lineage: Eukaryota; Viridiplantae; Streptophyta; Magnoliopsida; Fabales; Fabaceae
Exons: 1
Coding region: 1-321 (106 amino acids)
Source: RefSeq, a predicted model, not a curated record
AUGGACCAAAUGUCGGUAUAUGCCAAGUUUAUGAAAGAACUACUCUCUGAAAAAAGAAGGUUGAGAGAUGAUGAAAAUGUCGUUUUAGCUGAAGAAUGUAGUGCAAUCAUUCAAAGGAAUGUUCCUCCCAAACUUACUAAUCCUGGUAGGUUCACUAUCCUUUGUUCUAUUGGGCAUGUAAAAGUUGGCCAAGCUCUUUGUAAUUUGGGAGCAAGAAUUAAUCUAAUGGCGCUCUCAAUAACGAGGAUGUUGGGUUGUGGAAAGCCGAAGUGUAACCAUAUGACUCUCACCUUAGCUGACAGAUCUGUAACGUACCUGUAA